Messenger RNA from Chlorocebus sabaeus (green monkey), 7903 nucleotides. It is a transcript of the gene RAB11FIP1, whose product is annotated as RAB11 family interacting protein 1. Gene Ontology annotation, biological process: regulated exocytosis. The record is from RefSeq and is a predicted model, not a curated record. Gene Ontology annotation, molecular function: small GTPase binding. Gene Ontology annotation, cellular component: intracellular membrane-bounded organelle. NCBI's taxonomy places the organism in Eukaryota, Metazoa, Chordata, Mammalia, Primates, Cercopithecidae.
AAGCCUUAAAGUGGCCUGGUUGCCGGGGCGGGCCGUAGAGGCCGCCAGUCGCCGCGAUCUUCUCCUCGCGUCUGGGGCGUUAUCGUCACCAUGUCCCUAAUGGCCUCGGCGGGCCGGGGCCUGGGGGCCGUGUGGUCCCCAACCCACGUGCAGGUGACGGUGCUGCAGGCGCGGGGCCUGCGGGCCAAGGGCCCCGGGGGCACGAGCGACGCGUACGCGGUGAUCCAGGUGGGCAAGGAGAAGUACGCCACCUCGGUGUCGGAGCGCAGCCUGGGCGCGCCUGUGUGGCGCGAGGAGGCCACCUUCGAGCUGCCGCCGCUGCUGUCCUCCGGGCCCGCGGCCGCCGCCACCCUGCAGCUCACCGUGCUGCACCGCGCGCUGCUUGGCCUCGACAAGUUCCUGGGCCGCGCCGAGGUGGACCUGCGGGAUCUGCACCGCGACCAGGGCCGCAGGAAGACGCAGUGGUAUAAGUUGAAAUCCAAACCAGGAAAGAAGGACAAGGAGCGAGGAGAAAUUGAGGUUGACAUUCAGUUUAUGAGAAACAACAUGACUGCCAGCAUGUUUGACCUUUCUAUGAAAGACAAGUCUCGGAAUCCAUUUGGAAAACUGAAGGACAAGAUCAAGGGGAAGAAUAAGGACAGCGGGUCAGACACCGCCUCAGCCAUCAUCCCUAGCACGACGCCUUCGGUCGACAGUGAUGAUGAGUCUGUGGGCAAAGACAAGAAAAAGAAAUCGAAGAUCAAGACCUUAUUUUCCAAGUCGAAUUUGCAGAAGACACCUCUUUCCCAGUCCAUGUCUGUCCUGCCGACUUCAAAGCCAGAAAAAGUGCUGCUUCGUCCCGGAGACUUUCAGUCCCAGUGGGAUGAAGACGACAAUGAGGACGAGUCCUCCUCAGCCUCGGAUGUCACGUCUCACAAGAGAACAGCGAGUACAGAUCUUAAGCAACUGAACCAGGUCAACUUCACCCUUCCCAAGAAGGAAGGACUUUCCUUUCUUGGCGGCCUUCGGUCUAAGAAUGAUGUCCUUUCCCGCUCUAAUGUCUGCAUCAAUGGGAACCAUGUUUACCUGGAGCAGCCAGAAGGCAAGGGUGAGACCAAGGACAGCAGCCCAUCCUCCUCCCCAUCCCCGAGGGGCUUCAGAAAGAAGCAUUUGUUUUCUUCUACGGAGAACCUGGCGGCUGGGUCUUGGAAGGAGCCUGCUGAAGGAGGUGGGCUGUCUUCUGACAGGCGGUUCUCCGAAUCUUCCACCAAGGACUCCUUGAAGUCUAUGACCCUGCCGUCCUACCGACCUGCCCCACUGGUCAGUGGGGACCUCAGGGAAAACAUGGCCCCCGCAAACUCGGAGGCUGCAAAAGAAGCCAAGGAGAGCAAGAAACCAGAGAGCAGGAGGUCCUCUUUGCUGUCUCUGAUGACGGGGAAGAAGGACGUGGCUAAGAGCAGUGAAGGUGAAAACCCUCUCACGGUCCUGGGGAGGGAGAAGGAAGGCAUGCUGAUGGGGGUUACGCCCGGGGAGGACGCGUCGGGGCCUGCUGAAGACCUUGUGAGAAGAUCCGAGAAAGAUACUGCAGCUGUUGUCUCCAGACAGGGCAGCUCCCUGAACCCCUUUGAAGAUGUGCAGAUCACAGAACCAGAAGCUGAGCCGGAGUCCAAGUCUGAACCGAAACCUCCAAUUUCCUCUCAGAGGGCUCCCCAGACCAGAGCUGUCAAGCCCCGACUGGAAGUGUCUCCGGAGGCGCAACCCACAGCCAGGCUUCCUUCCCCCGCUGACUCCGCUUCCUCUCUUCCUCUCCCUUCUAGUUCUGGCCAGGCACCUGUCCCCUCUGAAUUGGGACAUGGUACAGACACACAGUCUUCUGAGAGUCCUGUCUUCUCCUCUCUCUCAUCUCCCAUAGCAGCUCCCAUUUCCACAUCCACUCCAAUGGAAAGCUGUCCUCUCAUAGAUAGGGGCCAGGCCAAGUCUGAAGAACCACCCUUGCUCCCUAAGGCAGAGUUGCAAACGGAGAGUUUAACACCAGUUCCAAAUUCUGGUUCUUCUGCCCUGGGAUCACUUUUCAAACAGCCAUCCAUUCCAGCGAAUAAAGGGACAGAAAAUUCUCUGAUGGGCAGGACCCGUGAGACAGGCACAGAGAAGAACACCAGCAGCCUUGAGUUGGAGGAGUCUCUCCCGGAGCAGCCUGAAACGGGGCGACAAGAGGAAGAACUUCCGAGAUUCCCCCACAAAAAACAAGACUACAGCCCAUCAUCUGGAGAGGCCCAGGAAGUACCGUCUGCCCUUUCACUCAGCAGUGAUGGAGCUGCGAGCCCCGUUGGGGAGCUUGUGGCAGGAGGAGACAGAGACUUGGAGAGUCAGGCUGGGUCUCUUGUGGGGCGCAAAGCUAGGGAUGCAGUUGAAGAAGCAGCACCCCCUCUUCCAGUGGGAGAAUGGGUCCCUUCCAUUGAUUCCACGAUGCAGAAGCUGGAAGAGAGGGGUCUGAACCUCCGUGAGGGCCAGAAGAAAACCAAGAAGCGCGUGUCAUUUUCUGAGCAGCUCUUCACAGAAGAGGUGGUAGAGAGGGCCGUCCCGCUGGUGGAAGGACAGAGCAGUUGUCCCCAGGAGCUGACCCCUGCAUGGGCUGUUGCUGGAAACGCCUCUGAUGGAGAGCCUCCUGGGUCUCCCCACACAGAGGACUCAGAGAGGGAAUCGGUGACCACACCUGGGCCAGCGACGUGCGGUGUGCCAGCCUCCCCGGCGGGUCACCUCCUCCUCCCCUCCCAGGAGGAGAGUUUCUCCGAAGGCCCCACAAGUGAAGCAAGCUCAGCGAAAGACACUCCACUCUUUAGGAUGGAGGGAGAGGAUGCCCUUGUGACUCAGUAUCAGAGCAAAGCCAGUGACCAUGAAGGUUUAUUGUCUGACCCCUUGAGUGACCUUCAGUUGGCCUCAGAUUUUAAAUCUCCAGUCACGGCCGAUCUGAACUUAAGCCUUCCUUCCAUUCCUGAAGUCGCAUCGGAUGAUGAAAGAAUAGAUCAGGUUGAAGAUGACAGAGAUCAGGUUGAAGAUGAUGGAGAGACAGCAAAGUCGUCAACUCUGGACAUAGGAGCUUCAUCCUUGAGCUUGGUAGUCCCCUGUCCUGAGAGGGGAAAGGGGCCCAGUGGCAAGGCAGAUAGGUUGGCACUGGGGGAGGGCCUGCGUGAUUUCAGCCUGCAAGCACCCAAAGCAUCUGUGACAGCUCCUUCAGAGCAGACCACAGAGUUCGGAAUUCACAAACCACAUCUUGGCAAGAGCUCAAGCUCUGAUGAACAGCUGCCAGGCCCCAGUAGUGGUGAGGAAGAAAAACCGGUGGGAAAUGGGAGUCCAAGCCCGCCUCCUGGCACGUCCCUGGACAAUCCUGUACCCAGCCCCUCCCCUUCUGAGCUCUUUCCUGCCACACACUCUUUCCCCAGCUCUGCACAUUCUGACACUCACCACACCAGCACAGCAGAAUCUCAAAAAAAAGCCACAGCAGAGGGCUCCGCUGGUAGAGUUGAAAAUUUUGGCAAGAGGAAGCCACUCCUCCAGGCCUGGGUCUCACCCUCGGAGACACAUCCAGUCUCAGCUCAGCCAGGCGCUGGAACUGGGUCAGCCAAGCACAGACUUCAUCCUGUGAAGCCAAUGAAUGCAACGACCACCAAGGUUGCUAACUCCAGCUUGGGAACUGCCACCAUCAUCAGUGAGAACUUGAACAACGAGGCCAUGAUGAAGAAAUACAGCCCCUCGGACCCUGCGUUUGCAUACGCACAGCUGACCCACGAAGAGCUCAUCCAGCUGGUCCUCAAACAGAAGGAAACGAUAAGCAAGAAGGAGUUCCAGGUCCGCGAGCUGGAAGACUACAUUGACAACCUGCUUGUCAGAGUCAUGGAAGAAACCCCCAAUAUCCUCCGCAUCCCGGCUCAGGUUGGCAAAAAAGCAGGAAAGAUGUAAAUCAGCAGGAAAAAAAACACCGAGACGUUUUUGUGACUUCACCUUCACCUGCUCUAGGGGUCAAGGACUCGCCCUGCCUGACAACCAGCCAGCAGGCUCCGAAUCACCGUCCCCCUCACAUGUUAUCUGGCAAGAGUGAAUUCUACCAAUGGAAGCCAGGUUAAUGAUUACAAUGAAUCUUUUACUAUACAUUCCCAGGGCUUUAUUUUUAAAUGCCACUGUGCCUUUAACUAGGUUGUAAAUAGUUUAUGCCCACCAGAGACGUGGUCAUAAGAUCUGAUCCUGAGCCAGAGAUUCAGAUGGCACAGGAGGUAUUCAUGUAUUUUAACACUGGGGUUUUCUUUCUUUCAUACUGAGAUUUUUUUCAAUAUGUAUCCUCCAGCUCUUAAAGCUUACCUGAGAAAGCUUUAAAUGAAAAAAGGACCAUGCCAUUGGUGCUGUGUUACAUACACAUACUUUCUUGGCUUUUGAGUAGCUCAGGUGUGGCUUUUGGCUGCAGAUGUUAAAUUUUGAUACCAUGUAAACCUACCCAGCUUCUCAAACUUGGGUCUUGUUUUUUGAUGGGAGCAGGGGUGUUUAGAGUAAGCCUCUGAGUGUGCCUUUCGGAUUUCGAACAAGCGGCCUUUUCUGAACAUCAACUUCUACUACUCUCUAGCCUUAAAAUAUGUUCUGCUUAGAUCCAGGGCCCUUUUAUUGGAGACUGGAAAAGUAGAAUUCAGGAAUUAAAAGAAUUACUCUUUAUUUAAUUUGAGGAACUUGGUUAAAGCCCCUGUUCUUAUGACAGCCAGGUUCCUGCUGGCUAGACCAGCCUGUUCAGCGCUUUGCUUGGGUGGUCCACGCACUCGCUAAUACAGUUCUGGCAGGUGUGGAAUGAUGUCAAUAGGAUUGCUUGGCUUUUUCCCCCUGUGCCUUUGCUCGGUGCCCUGGUUUCCUCAGCAACACUCCUUGUGAGGGGCAGAGACAGGGUCCACCAACUCCCCAAGAUGAGGAAGCCCCUUCAGGCCAGGCGCAGUGGCUCAUGCCUGUAAUCCCAGCACCUUGCAAGGCCGAGGAGGGUGGAUCACUUGAGGUGAGGAGUUCGAGACCAACCUAACCAACAUGGCGAAACCCCGUUUCUACUAAAAAUACAAAAAUUAGCUUGGUGUGGUGGUGCGUGCCUGUAAUCCCGGCUACUUGGGAGGCUGAGGCAGAAGAGUCACUUGAACUUGGGAGAUGGAGGCUGCAGUGAGCCAAGAUCAUGCCACUGCACUCCAGCCUGGGCAAGAGGUAUUUUAAGACUCUUAAAGAGCCUGGGCAAUUUUUUUAAGAUUCCAUCUUAAAAAAAAAAAUAGAAAGAAGAAAGCUCCUUCACUGUGCAGGGGACAGGAGACCACGGAUUGGACCACAAAGGGAUUGAACUGCAUCUGCAUGUUUGUCCUUUGAACACUUUCUCUGCCUGCCCAAAAGGAAACCCAAAUUAUUUCUGGGAUACUGGGGAAAUUGUAGUGAAGGGUUUAAUGUAGUUAAUAAAAGUGAAAAGUCAGUAGAAAACAGAAAUGCCUCAGCCUUCAAAUGGUUGCGUGUUUUUCCAUUUUCUCUCAUGAAUAGACUCACCAGUAUUUUACCCCCUUGUUAUAAAAUUGUGCAGAGCAAGAAGAUGAUACUUAUUUUUGAAUUUGUAUUUUUAAAACUAGAUUUAUAGACUUUUUUUUUUUUUAACUAGGACACUUGCUUCCUUCUUAGCUAAAAGCACCAGUUCAGAUUUUUCAGGUAAUUUUGUUGUUACUUAAGACUGGAAUUAGUAUGUUUCCGGUAUUGCUCAUUUUUUCUCCUGGCUAUAAUAGAAUCUCAUCUAACCUUGACAUCUCUCCUAGGGGAAGAAUGUCACAGGCCAAUAGCGUGGGCAGGGGUGGAGAUGCUACCAGUUAUUAAAUCGGGAAUCACUUUUAUGUAUGUCCUUGUUACAUUGAGGUUAAAAGGCAAAAUCAUUGGCAGUGCAAUCCCUUUCCAGGAUUUUGUUUGCUGUGGCAUUGGUUGUAUCAGAGCACUUUAAUCUGAAGGAUGAUACUGUAACUUGAUUUAUCUAAUUAGCUUUUAAUUAUCUACAGCUAUUUUAUUUCUCUCCUACAGUACUGGGAUCACUGUAACACUGUAAACUUCUCAGAUGACUUGUAUUUUUAUAGUGUUAUGAAAUUUAUUUACAUACUUAUAAAGAAAACUGUAUAUUCACUUGAACUCUGAAAAUGUACAUGUAUGGCUGGAUGCAGUGGCUCAUGCCUGUAAUCCCAGGAGACCAAGGCAGGUGAAUCACUUGAGGUCAGGAGUUCGAGACCAGCCUGGUCAACAUGGCAAAACCCUAUCUCUACUAAAAAUAUAGAAAUUAGUUGAGUGUGGUGGCAGCCACCUGUAAUCUCAGCUACUUGGGAGGCUGAGGCACAAAAAUCGCUUGAGCGAGGGAGGCGGAGGUUGCAGUGAGCCGAGAUCACACCAUUGCGCUCCAGCCUGGGCAACAGGUGAGAUUCUGUCUCAAAAAAAAAAAGAAAAAAAAGAAGUGUACAUGUAUAUAUUUGUCCCGCAUUAUGUUUUUUACUUGAUAUAAAUGUAUUUUUACUGUGAUAGCCCAAAUGCACUGGGGGCAGUUGUGCUCUGCGUGGUUCUUCUUCCACUGGAGAGCUGGAGUAGAGACCUGCGGUGUUCAUAAGGAUGUUGGUUUGGAGAUGUCUGCUGCUAGGACCUGGGGUGUGUGACUCAUUCCAUAUGAGAGGGACAUCUGGGUGGAGGAGUGAAUUCCUGUGCUCUGAAAUGCCACUUGGAAGCUCUGGACAAUGAAGGACAAUUGACUCAAGGGUGCCUGGCUUCUGCUGCUGCUGAGAAAAAAUUCAAUUUAUAGCAUUUCUGCACCUCUCAAAGUAGAUAACCUGGAGAUCAUUCAGUCAACAACUGUCCCUGAGGACUCAGUUUUGGGGGAGGGGUUAUCUGGUAGAAGCUUUAGCCUGUUCUGAGCCAUUAGCAGACAUUAGUGAAUUGGAGCACUGGAGAAUCCUACAAAUGGACUGUAUCUCAGAAGAGGUGGGACCUCCUUCCAACUGCUGCAGAUGCUGACAGGCCCUGGGAGGCAGCUGUGCUCUGGAGAAGCUGGAGCAGUUCAUUUCUUGGCCUAGCCUGGCUGCCUCAGAAAGAGCAGUCAGGACUUGAAGGAAGCAUCAAAUUCUACACCCGUAAACUGGUUAGAGGUCAGCUUUGUGAAAUGUCCAGCAUUUGCCCGAUUGUUUCAGAUCAUCUCAUUCCUCAGGCUUUGGCAGGUAUCCCGCCCUCCAUCUUAUUCCAGUGUGUUCACCUCAUCAAGGCAGCAGAGUGGAUGAAGGAGCAAGCCUGCUCUUUGCCAUACUGAACAGCUGUGGGCCCCGAUUGGUGACGGCUCUGCACAGGCCUGUAUGAAGGAGAUACAGGUGUGUGUGCACAUGCCUGUAUGAAGAAGACACAGGCGUGUACUUCUCAGUUUUGCUAACAGUGGGAGCUCAACAGGGCAGAGAGGGCAGAGAGGGAGGGAGGUCCAUGAUGCUCAGCCAUAUACUGGAGAGGCAAUUUAAUGUUAAAUGACACGCCAUUCUUCCUUCCUGGGUCCCUUCUCCCAGUCAACUUUUUUCUUUUUCUAGAACUAAUAAUUAUCUCUCACGACUGAAAAAUUAAUUGCCUUAGGUAGAGAACUUAAUUCCUAGUAUCCACCAAACUUAACUCUGUGGUGUCUCCAUAUCUACUGUGUGAGCUACUUAACUGACGCCCCCUUCCUCCAACUGAAGGAUCGCCCAAUGUUUUUGGAUUAUAGAAUUAUUAUUUCCUGCUUUCUUUCUUUGAGACUUUUGAAUUUCUUUGGUUUCAUUUUUAAGAAGUAACCCAACAUUUCCUACAACACUAAAUGAAAUGGUACUACCUUUUAAAGAUUUGUGUCUGUAGUUUGGUAUGGGUGCAAUAAAAAUUUAUUCUGUCU